AACCAGAGAUAUCACUCUCUGUGGAUCUCACCCACUUGAUCCUGUUACAAUGUCUUCUGCUGUGGCUCCAGCCAAAUCUCCCAAGAGGAGAGCCAAGUCUCAGAGGAAGAAGACGGGUCCCACAGUGUCCGACCUGAUACUGAAGGCCGCGUCCGCGUCCUCAGAGCGCAGCGGCGUGUCCCUGCCAGCCCUGAAGAAGGCUUUGAAGGCCGGAGGAUAUGACGUAGUGAAAAACAACGCCAGAAUCCUCACCGCCAUCAGACGCUUGGUGGCCAACAAAUCCCUUGUCCAAACCAAGGGCUCCGGGGCCUCGGGGUCCUUCAAGCUGAACAAGAAACCACCUACUCCUCGGAAGAAGGUGGUGGUGAAGAAGAAGAAGAAGAAGGAGCCAAAGGCAAAAAGGGUCAAGAGGGCCAGCCCAGAGAAAGCAGCUGGAGGUGCCACUCCAGAAGUCAAGAAGUCACCAAAGAAAAGGAGAAAGCCAAAGAGUCCUGCCAAGAAGUCCGCUCCGGCCAAGAAGGCCAGGAGUCCGAAAAAGGCCAAACGCAGGGUUGCUAUGUCCACCAGGACCAGAGCUGCUGCCAAGAAGUAAAAGAAACAACUCUCUAAGUGAACAACAAAUGCCUCUCUGGUUGCGUUUAAUUCCUCUAACGAGUGGACCAAAAUUACGCACUCAUUCCAAGAACUUGAGCCUACUUUAAAAAAAUGUUUCCAUAAUAACAACAACAACCACUUGAUCUGUUGUUUGUCAAACCUCUUAUCUGCUGUGGUCUGUAAAGGACGGAUUUGGAAUUGUUGGAAAUAAUAAACCUUUAUUAAUUUA
Messenger RNA from Anoplopoma fimbria (sablefish), 823 nucleotides. Its product is annotated as protamine-like protein. Bases 50 to 592 code for a protein of 180 amino acids. The transcript has a single exon. Gene Ontology annotation, molecular function: structural constituent of chromatin; DNA binding. Gene Ontology annotation, biological process: nucleosome assembly. The record is from RefSeq and is a predicted model, not a curated record. NCBI's taxonomy places the organism in Eukaryota, Metazoa, Chordata, Actinopteri, Perciformes, Anoplopomatidae. Gene Ontology annotation, cellular component: nucleosome.